AUGGCUCCGCAGCCGACAUCUGACAGCGCGAACGGCGCCGCGACCGGCGCCGGCGGAGGUGGGGAGAUUGUGAUUGACGAGGAUCUGCACAGCCGACAGCUGGCGGUGUAUGGCCGCGAGACGAUGAAACGCUUGUUCGGCGCGAAGGUCCUUAUUUCAGGACUCAACGGCCUUGGCGUGGAAAUCGCCAAGAACGUGAUUCUAGCGGGCGUGAAGUCUGUGACAGUGCACGAUACAGUCACAGUAACAGUGCAGCACCUCUCGGCGCAGUUCUUCCUCUCCGAGGCCGACGUGGGGCAGAACCGCGCGCAGGCGUGUGCUGCGCGGCUGCAGGAGCUCAACAAGGCCGUGGAGGUCCAUGUGCACACGGCGCCCAUUGAGAAGGAGUUCCUGGGGGAUUUCCAGGCUGUUGUGUUCACGGACCUGCCUCUCGACCAGGCCAUCGAGUUCGACGCAUACUGCCACGCGCACUCCCCCCCGGUGCCCUUCAUCCGCUGUGAAACCCGGGGCGUGUUCGGUGCGAUCUUCUGCGACUUCGGCCCCAAGUUCACCGUCACCGAUGUCGACGGGGAGGAGCCUUUCUCGGGAAUCGUUGCAUCUGUUGCCAAGGAUUCCCCCGAUGCACUCGUAACCUGUGUGGAUGAUGAACGGCUGGGAUUUCAAGAUGGCGAUCUGGUGGUGUUCUCGGAGGUCCGGGGGAUGACGGAGCUUAACGACGGGAAGCCGCGCCGCGUGAGGAACGUGCGGGCGCAUUCGUUCCUCUUAGACGAUGACACGUCAGCUUAUGGCGCGUAUGAAAGCGGCGGGAUUGUGACGCAGGUGAAGCAACCCAAGGAGUUGGCCUUUCGGCCGCUCGCAGCUUGCCUGGACCAGCCCGGAGAGUUCCUGCUGAGCGACUUUGCCAAGUUCGACCGCCCGCCGCUGCUGCACCUCACCUUCCAGGCGCUGGACGCUUUCCGGAAGGAGACCGGGAGGUUUCCCGUGCCGGGGUCAGAAGCUGAUGGGGCGAGGGUGGUGGAGCUGGUUAGGGAGGUGAAUGGGCGGGUGGGGAAGGAUGCGCAGGUGGAGGAGGGGGUGGUGAAGGAGGGGGAGGGGCUGAUAAGGCAGCUGGCUCACGGGGCGAGUGCGGAGAUUUGCCCGAUGGCGGCCAUGUUUGGAGGGAUUGUGGGGCAGGAGGUGGUUAAGGCGUGCUCGGGCAAGUUCCACCCGCUCUUCCAGCUCUUUUACUUCGACUCUGUCGAGUCGCUUCCAACCGAGCCCCUGUCAGCGGAGGAAACAGCGCCCACCAACACGCGCUAUGACGCACAGAUCGCCCUCUUUGGCCGCACGCUGCAGGCGCGCAUGCACGCCGCCUCCACCUUUGUGGUGGGUGCAGGUGCGCUGGGCUGUGAGCUGCUCAAGAAUCUGGCUCUUAUGGGCGUUUGCUGCUCGCCCCCAGGGGAGAAACCUGCUGCUGCUGAUGAGAGUGUGCCGUUGAGCGGCAAGGGCUACCUGACGGUCACGGAUGACGACACGAUCGAGAAGAGCAAUCUCAGCCGUCAGUUCCUCUUCCGCGACUGGAACAUCGGGCACGCAAAAUCUUCCGUGGCAGCGGUGGCCGCGAGGGUAAUUAACCCUGCGCUGCGCGUGAACGCCCUGCAAAACCGCGUGGGGCCGCAGACUGAAGACGUUUUCGACGACGCCUUCUGGGAACACUUAGACGUCGUUAUAAACGCACUCGAUAACGUGAACGCGCGUCUCUACGUCGACUCCCGCUGCCUCUACUUCAACAAGCCGCUCCUUGAAAGCGGGACUCUCGGCGCGAAAUGCAACACACAGAUGGUCGUUCCGCACGAAACGGAGAACUACGGCGCGUCCCGGGACCCUCCGGAAAAGCAGGCCCCGAUGUGUACGGUCCACUCGUUCCCCCAUAACAUCACGCACUGCUUGACUUGGGCGCGCAGCGAGUUUGAGGGUUUGCUGGAGCGGACCCCGAGUGAGGCGAACGCGUUUCUGAGUGGGCCGGAGAAGUACUGCGAGGAGAUGAUGGGCGCUGGGGAUGCUGCUGCGAGGGAGGCGCUGGAGAGGGUGGUGGAGUGCCUUGUCACGGAGAGGGCCAGCAGCUUCGAUGACUGUGUGUCGUGGGCGCGCCGCAAGUUCGAGGACUAUUUCGCCAAUCGCAUCAAGCAGCUCACAUUCACCUUCCCAGAAAACGCCUCCACCAGUACGGGCCUGCCCUUCUGGUCGCCGCCCAAGCGCUUCCCCACCGCUGUCACCUUCUCCCCAGAGGACCCAACGUGCCUCGCGUUCGUGACAGCUGGCGCGAUCCUACGGGCCGCCACGUUUGGGAUCGAGGUCCCGGAUUGGGCGAGGGACGGGAAGCGGAUGGCUGAGGCGGUUGCUAAGGUGGAGGUGGGAGAGUUUGUUCCGAAACAGGGUGUCAAGAUUGUGACAGAUGAGAAGGCCACCAGCGCUGCCACGUCAGUGGGGGACGACGGCAAGGCGAUUGCAGAGCUGGUGGGGCGGCUCAAGGAGGGCAGCAAGGGGCUUUCCAAGGAGUUCCGCAUGGUGCCAGUGCAGUUUGAGAAGGAUGACGACACCAACUACCACAUGGAUCUCAUGGUAGCUCUCGCCAAUCUCCGUGCACGCAACUACACCAUUGGAGAGGUUGACAAGCUCAAGGCCAAGUUCAUUGCUGGGCGGAUCAUCCCUGCCAUCGCGACUACGACGGCUCUUGCUACUGGCCUCGUGUGUCUCGAACUUUACAAGGUGCUGCAGAACGCCAAGGCGUCUGCCCUGCGCAACACGUUCGCUAAUCUGGCGCUUCCACUCUUCUCCAUGGCUGAGCCCGUGCCGCCCAAGAGUGUGAAGCACAAGGAGCUGACAUGGACCGUGUGGGACCGGUGGACGGUGGAGGGCGAUGUCACAAUGCAGGAGCUGCUGGAUUGGUUCUCGGCCAAGGGGCUGGACGCGUACAGCAUCUCCUGCGGCCAAGCCCUUCUCUACAAUUCUCUCUUCCCGCGUCACAAGGAGCGCCUACCCCGCAAGGUGCUGGAAAUCGCAAAGGAGGUGGCGAAGCUGGAGGUGCCGGCAUACCGGCGCCACUUUGACGUGGUGGUGGCGUGUGAGGACGAGGAGGGAGAGGAUGUUGACGUUCCCAUCAUCUCCAUCAAGUUCCGAUAG
Messenger RNA from Closterium sp. Yama58-4, 3162 nucleotides. Lineage: Eukaryota; Viridiplantae; Streptophyta; Zygnematophyceae; Desmidiales; Closteriaceae. The record is from the annotation of a GenBank genome assembly.